Messenger RNA from Drosophila ananassae, 2828 nucleotides. RefSeq lists its product as uncharacterized. Gene Ontology annotation, biological process: protein localization to plasma membrane; GPI anchor biosynthetic process. Gene Ontology annotation, molecular function: glucosaminyl-phosphatidylinositol O-acyltransferase activity. The record is from RefSeq and is a predicted model, not a curated record. Bases 109 to 1497 code for a protein of 462 amino acids. The transcript is spliced from 2 exons. Gene Ontology annotation, cellular component: membrane; endoplasmic reticulum. NCBI's taxonomy places the organism in Eukaryota, Metazoa, Arthropoda, Insecta, Diptera, Drosophilidae.
AAAUACUCCCAUCACUCUCCGAUUUUGUUUACAUUUUUUUGAUAAGCCGGGUGUUAGAAAAGGUUGGAGCUCCGUUUAUAUCUUUGGUAUUCCAAAAAAGCAUGAAUCAUGGACCUAGAAGUCAACGAACCCAUCGCCCACGACCAAUUAAUUUUGGACUUGAAAUCUUGGCGGUCGGUUUCGGAGAGUGUGGAUAGUUUUCUGGUCAUAAUACCUACGCUCCUGGGUUUCGUCCUUUCUCGAAUACUUUGUGGACACCUGUCGCUGACAUCAACCAGGCGUUUUCUGCUAGAGUUCCUGUUGAUUGGAUUGCCCUCUGUGAUUUUGGUCACCGUGGGAAAUGCUUACAGCUCCACCUAUUCUUGGGUGGGCUCCAUAGCCAUCAUGGGUUAUCUAUACGGAAAUCAUUAUCAUCCCGGAAAAGACUUUAAAUAUGUGGUUGGAAAACGCCCCAUAGUGUUUACAUUGCUAAGAGCGACGGCAUACAGUGGAACUUGUGUCGCUAUCCUUGCUGUCGAUUUUCCCUCUUACCCCCAUGACUACCGCAAGAGCCGGACGUUUGGGGCAGCGGCCAUGGACAUGGGGAUUGGUCUGUUUGUGGUUAACAUGGGAUUGGUUUCGCAAAGGGCCAAGAGCUUAGCAGACCUCAGAAGGUUGCCAAAAUCUGUAGUUCCUCUGCUGGUCCUGGGGCUGGCUCGCACAUUGGUAAUAACCAUGAUCGACUAUCAUCAAGACGAUUCGGAGUACGGAAAGCAUUUGAAUGCCUUCUUCAUCCUAGGAUUCACAAAGCUUUUGGGGAGCUUGUACAGUUUGUUGGUGAGUUCGGAUGCACAACUGCUUGGGCUCGCUCUGGGUUUGCUGCUCGUCCACGAGGUUAUCUUACAACUGGGUCUCACUUCCUUUGUGAUGGCUUCAGACUCCCGUGAAGGAUUUUUGACUGCUAAUCGGGAAGGACUAAGCUCGCUACAUGGCUGCGUAGCUCUCUAUUUGCUCAGCAUUUACUUUGCCAAGUGGUACACCUCCCAAGAUCACCUUAAUUACCAUCAGUUAAUGACCAAGUUAGGAAAGAUGUUUCUGAUGGUUAUAGUCUGCUGGGGUUUAGUUUUUGCAAGUGCAUAUAUCACAGGUAUUGCUCGGGUGACCUUCAACUUUGGCUAUGUAACUUGGAUCUUCGCUGUCGCCAUCAGUCUCAUUAUGAUAUACGCUUUCAUCUUUGAGCUGAAGUUGGUAAACUUAGCUACCAAGAAGCAAAACUCCGUGGGGGAUGCCAAGAAGCUUAAGAUUACCCCUUACUCCCUGCCCACCUUUGUAGAAAGUCUGAAUAUGAAUGGUCUAACUCACUUUAUGCUCUCCAACUUCCUUACGGGUAUUGUCAACAUGACUCUGAAUCCAGGCAAACGGAAUGGUAUCGAUUGUGUUUUAAUAUUGUCUUUGUACAUGUUUAUCUGCUCUGGAGCAGUAUUCCUAAUGUUAAGAAAGGGCAUAAGAUUAGCAUAGCUUUUUUUAAACAUUUGUACAGUUUAGUAUUUUUAAAAAUUACCCAUCGACCCAAAAGAAAACUAAAAUGAUUCCAAUAACAAGCUGUUUAAAUUUAAUAUUUGUUAUAUAUUUUAUUAAAAUAUUUUUACUAUAUUAACGAAUAUCUAUAUGUCGAUUACAUAAGGUACGAAUUUAGACACCAAGAGGUAAAGUCCAUUAUAUAAAAAUGUUCCUUUUUUGUGUAUAAAACUCAGCACAAUACAUUGACCAGGAUCUAGGCAACUACUAUAAGAGUAUAAAACUACUAUAGGAGUAAUUUUUCAAUUUAUGCGCUUCAUUAAAAUGAAACCGAUUCGAAGGGCAUUAUAUAACCAUUUUGCAUGACCAGGAAUAUAAUGACUGGGGCAUUUGAGCCGAUACUGGAGGGUGCUUGAUCUACAUUGGAAUUCUUAAAUACCUCGUAUACCUUGCAACCGUCCUUGGAGCGAAUCAAUCGGGUCCAUAGCCACUUUUGUUUUUUGUGUGGCGGCGAAUCUUGAGAAGUCAGCUUGUGUUUUAACUGCUGACAGGCGAUGGAGCAAAUAGAAAUGGACCGUUUCAACCUAUCCUUCAUAUUGACGCCGCCGGCGAUUUUUCGUUUAUCCCCAUCCACAGGAUUAGCAAAGUCCACCCGGGCAGCGCGUUGCCGUGGAGAACAGGCAGCGGCGCCAAUUUUGGAGGAAGAUUUGAUGCAUGGACUCUGACAAGUACGGACAGACUCCUCUCGGCGGCUACUACAGCAAGUCCUGGUUGAGGAGGUUUUUGGUAAAAUGCUGUAGGUUGAGGUGCAGCUGUUCGAUGGACAUGACGGCACUGGUGUGCCACACGCCUUGGGCGGCACCUUGCGACUUUCUAAAAAAAAUCCUCCAUAAAGAAUGUGUAUUUGGCUGCGUGGAAACGAACUUACCAUUUUCAGCCUUUAAAGGUUGUAUGAAGUGCUCCGUGGCAAUGGCUCUUAUGAUCUUGGUGGCACCCGCAAGGUAGAGUAUACGAUCUAAAACUGUCAUAAUGACCUCGUCCGGAUAAGGACCGAUCAAGUCUCCAAAAACAGUACACGGCUUCCGUUUGAAGCUGAUACCUAGAUGGGAGUCACAGCUGCACCCCGGCUGCGACACACUGCUGGUAUCCAUUCUAAAAAGUGGUUGUUGCUUCUACCAGUAAUAAUUGAAAUACAAAAAAAAAAAUUUCUAAAAGCCUGACCGGACGAUUGUAUUGUGUGAAGGUUUUGAAUUGAGUGAAAUUGUUAGGAAAAGUCUUGUUAGAAAUAUCUAAAACAGAAAAAACUAGGAUAUAUUGAUUUGUGCUUUAUA